UUCCUCGUUUCGUUACGCCACCUCAUCUUGGCCUCACCUGUGUUCAAGGCAAUGCUGACCGGAGGGUGGAAAGAGGGAGACAAAAAUAAUAGCCCGGUUCGAGGAGGUGCCGAGGACUGGGAUACCAAGGCUUUGGUGAUCGUUAUGAACGUCCUCCACAGUCAUUACCGUCAGGUGCUAAAGAAGGUCUCGCUGGAGAUGCUCGCCAAGAUAGCUGUCAUUAUUGACUAUUACAAGAUCCACGAGGCGCUCCAAAUCAUCGCGUCACUGUGGAUCAACGCCCUCAAAAAGUCCUUGCCCGAUUCUCCCGGGAGGGACAUUAUUCUGUGGAUCUUAGUCUCCUGGGUUUUUGGGCAUACGGCCAUAUUCAGACAAGUCACCAAGGUUGCUAUACUACGGAGCAAGAAGGACAUAGUAAUCCCGGAGCUCCCAAUCUCGGCUGUAAUUGACCGAAUCAAUCAACAUCGAAAAGACUCUAUAGACGUGAUCGCUGCCGCGUUCCGCGGACUCCGAGAUGACUACAUCCAUGGCCGCCAGGGCUGCAACUUCGAGUGCAGCGCCAUGCACCUCGGCACCUUGAUGAAGAACUUAUCUGGUCAUAAAUUUCUAUACUAUCCGCCAGAAACUCCGAAUGGGGACUUGAGUCUCGCGGAGGUGGUGGAGUGCGUAACCACGAUGAGAUCUCCAAAAUGGUACACCAACGGUAUUUAUUCUUCCAAGCGCUGCUCUCAUACAGCUCAUCAGUGUCCCCAAAGACCACAACAGGUUGGAGCUGAGGCCUUUGAGCUCGGCAUCGGCAGGAAACAACUUGGGGAUGUUCAUAUUGGUACUGUGAACGAAUUUGCUUCGCUUCUCGUACAUGGGAUCCAGGAGAAGAUGGAAGGGUCAAGGUUAGAUGAUUUUAUCUGA
Molecule: messenger RNA, 909 nt
Organism: Lasiosphaeria miniovina
Lineage: Eukaryota; Fungi; Ascomycota; Sordariomycetes; Sordariales; Lasiosphaeriaceae
Exons: 2
Source: RefSeq, a predicted model, not a curated record